AUGAUGCCCAUUGAGUUUGAGUAUAAAACUCUUAGGAUAGCUCUACAGUUGAAUAUGACUCUCUCAGAAGUACAAAAAGACUACAUCAUGCAAUUGAAUGCUCUAGAUGAGCUAAGAAAGAUGGUUGUCCAGCAUACAGAGAUUAUUCAACAUCAACGAGCUCAAUGGCAUGAUAAGUAUAUCAAGGAGAGAAAAUUUAAAUCUAGAGAUUGGGCAUUGAUACAUGAUUCCAGAUAUAAGGAUAUUGUGGGGAAGUUGCAGACACGAUGGUUGGGUCCAUAUGAAAUAGAUGAAGUUUUUCCAAAUGGAGCAGUUCGGUUGACAACAAUAGACCCAGUAAGGUUCAAACUUCUAGUCAAUGGUCAUCGACUAUGCCUUUAUCAUAAGCCUGUAACAAAAGAACAAUUCCUACAACAAUUUGCCAACCAAGUGCAGACCACGGUUCCUGCAACAUCUGAAGAAAACCCUCUUGCAACAGUUCCUGCAGCAUCUAAAGAGGAUAUUAUGGACGCAGUUCCUGCAGCUUCUGCAGGGGGCCUUCUUGGUCCUCAAUCUUAA
Molecule: messenger RNA, 558 nt
Organism: Cryptomeria japonica (Japanese cedar)
Lineage: Eukaryota; Viridiplantae; Streptophyta; Pinopsida; Cupressales; Cupressaceae
Exons: 1
Coding region: 1-558 (185 amino acids)
Source: RefSeq, a predicted model, not a curated record